AUGUUUGGCGUGUUGGGGCUGCAUUUUUGGAGCGGCUUGCUCCACCGGUCAUGCAGACUUACGGCGCAGCCGCUCCGCUUCAGCCCGGCGCUUGCCGAGGGGACGUGCGUGGGCUGGUGCUUUGACAACGCGUCAGUGGUCAACGUCUCCGAUGUGCCAGUGAACUCCUCGCUUGUGUUCCAGGAGUUUUGUCAGACCAACGCGCAGUGCCUGCAAAGCUGGCAGUCAGGCAAAGACUUUAUACUGUGGCCAGAUGCUGGUCAGGAUCGUUUCUGUGGCGAAUACCGUUGUGAAGUGCAGCCAGUGAGUUCCGUACCACCUUCUCAGCUCGAGGUUCUGCGCCUCUUGGGCUCGGCGGAUACCGAGAUCACCACCACCUGCGGGUCAUCCCUGGCCAGCGACCCCGAGUAUGGGCCCGAGGUGGCGAACUCUUUGUUGGCGGGAGUGAACCUCAACAAUUGGAACACGGAGGUUAUUGGAGAGGCGAGAAAUUGGGGCAUCACGCAUUUUGACAACGUCGCGGCCAGCUUCCUUGUAGUCUUCCAGAGUGUGACGCUGGAAGGAUGGGCAGACGUCAUGAACAUGGUGCAGGAUGCACAAUCCACUGUUGUGGGCUUCGUCUACUUUCUUCUGCUGAUUGUUGUUGGCUCCUUCUUUCUGGUGAAUGUGAUUCUUGCCAUCAUCUGGGACGUCUUCCUGAAGGUGCGGGAGCAGCAGCUGCAGGAAAGAGAUGAGGAAGAAGCCGACAAGGGCACCCAGGAAGAUGUGCAGGAUGUGCCGCGCCGUGGGAGAUGUGCCUGCAAGGACUUUGUGGUCCAACUCUUCCUGCGGCGGAACAGUACGGAUGUGGAGAAGCUGUUGUGGGAGCCCAGCGACCACAGGGCAGUCCGAUGGGCACGAGCCAUUGCAACGAACACCAUGUUCAACUCUGGGGUGAUGACGAUGAUCUUGGUCAACGUCCUGGUGCUCUCCAUGGACCGUUACCCAGAGCACCUGGUGGCAGCUUCUGUGGGAGAGGUCUUGAACUACAUCUUUAACAUCGUAUUCCUUCUGGAGUGUAUGAUCCUCCAUGUGGCGGUUGGUCCUAUGGUCUACUGGGCAGACAACGCCAUGGCCUUCGACGGGGUCAUCGUGCUGCUCUCGGUGGUGGACAUUGUGAGCGACCUCGCCUCGGGUGCAGAUGGUGGUGGCUCAGCAAUCACAGCCCUGCGGGCGUUCCGCAUGCUGCGGAUCUUCAAGCUGGCAAAGAAGUUUCCCAGCAUGAAGAUCUUGCUGACAGCGGGCGUCAAGACCCUAAUGUCCAUGGGUGACUUUGUGGCAUUGCUCUUCUUGAUUAUUUGCGUCUUUGCCCUCAUGGCACAGAGCUUCUUCGGGGGAACCUUCAUGUUUCAUCCGGAAGAUGGGAGCCUUGUGCCUGUGCAGGACUAUCGCACGCGCUGCCCUAUGGGGCCUGGCGAGAAGCCAAUUUGCGUACCACGAGCUCAUUUCGACACCUUCUUAUGGAGUUUCAUCACCAUCUUCCAGAUCCUCACAGGAGAGAACUGGAACACGGUGAUGUACGAUGGAAUGAGGGCGACUGGAUGGGUGGCAACGCUCUUCUUCCUCUUUGUCGUGCUCUUCGGCAACUUCGUGAUUCUGAAUCUGUUCUUGGCGAUUCUGAUGAGCAAUUUCGACGAGCAGAGGAGCAAGCUCCAUGAAGCCAUGGAGAGCCGGCGAGAGCUGACCAGAGCAGAACUUCGGGACAGGGACCGCUGGGCAUGGGACAGCAAUGCCAUGCCUUUGGUGCCGCGGGCUUCCAGCAAUCCCAGGGUGGCACUCCCAGAUCAGUUGGCAGCAUCUUUACAGACAAAGCAUCGUGGAUAUCCAGAGUGGAACUCUGGAAGGACCGAAAUGUUGCAGCGUGCGAGAGGAGAUGUGGCGAGCGGUCCUUCUUUCUCUUCUCCAGGGACGCCGAGCUUCGGAGGGCCUGCUUGCGUCUCCUGGAGAUCCCAGCCUUUGAUCAGGUGA
Messenger RNA from Effrenium voratum, 2007 nucleotides. NCBI's taxonomy places the organism in Eukaryota, Dinophyceae, Suessiales, Symbiodiniaceae. The record is from the annotation of a GenBank genome assembly.